Messenger RNA from Gallus gallus (chicken), 9269 nucleotides. It is a transcript of the gene SH3GL1, whose product is annotated as SH3 domain containing GRB2 like 1, endophilin A2. Gene Ontology annotation, cellular component: glutamatergic synapse; presynapse; cytoplasm. Lineage: Eukaryota; Metazoa; Chordata; Aves; Galliformes; Phasianidae. Gene Ontology annotation, biological process: synaptic vesicle uncoating. Gene Ontology annotation, molecular function: protein binding. The transcript has 10 exons. The record is from RefSeq and is a predicted model, not a curated record. Bases 6252 to 7250 code for a protein of 332 amino acids.
CAGACCCAGAGGGACGUGGACCUAUAGCAUGGAGACGCUGCUGCAGCAGCAGAGCAGUUUGCCUCGUAUGAGAUGCAGAAAUGCUCAUGUAAAAAUGAAUCAAAGCUGCAGGCUCCGUGUGCAUGGGGGAGGCUGUUGCCUCUUUUGCAGAAGCUGACGUUGACUGAAGGGAGGAGGUUCUGCCUGUGCCCCUCUGAGCAGAUGUCCAGGCUCACAAGUAGGUUUGUUGGGGGGCUGGGAAGAGGCAGUGCUGAACACUGUCCUCACCUGCACCCUUCUGUAGUCCCUGAGUCUCAUGGCAACUUUUGCUUCAUCCACCUGAUGUGUACAGUGAGUUCCUACAGGGAGCCAAGAGGCUUGGGUGGAGAAUGCACUGUGAAAAGGUCUUCUGUGCUCUGUCAGGAGCAGAAUGUGAGGGGGUUAUUGCAAGACCUGAGCCUGCUGCACCCUAUAUCAGUGCAGCCCAGGGAAGGCUGCUGAUGUGUGCCACUGCCAAGCAAGAUGCCAAACUACUGGGAAAAAAAAAAGAACAAAAAAACUCCACCCAGAAAUAAAGUAAAUCCAUAAUUCAGAAGGUCUUGGGUUUGUAACGUCAGCUAGCCCCGUUCACGUGGAAAAGCAGUGAUGCAUCUGGACAUUAAUGCUGUUUCAUAAGAGCCCCGUGCAGAGUGCUGUGCUGUCGGCCUCUUUGCUUGCUGGUCAAACCCUGAGCGUGCAUGAUGAAGUUGGGGCCCAAAGCUGAAGCAUACAGGGAGCUGCUCUGCUCUUGCUUGUCUGCAGGGGUGACUUUCGUGUCCUGCAGAUCUGCUCCCUGCUGAGCUCUGUCCCCUCGCUGGCAUGCUGCAUCCUUGGCCCUGAGCUGGGGGCAGGUGAGUGACAUCUGUGCAGAGCUGGGGCAGAAGGGGAAGGACCUGUGCUCCUCAGGCUGCAGCUGCCAUGCAGCAUCACAUUACUUCUCUUUUAGUGAGUGUCCGUGUGACAGGGCUUAGUGCAAGUUUCACACACACCCCUUGGCCUCUCCUUGUAUAAAAGUAAUAUAUAUAUAUAUAUAUAUAUUUUUUUUUUUUUCAGAAAGAAAGGUUUCCUCUUUCACCUCCCCCCCCACCCAUCCCUUUAAACUGCAACCCCAUCACUUUCAGGUUCCUGUUGACAGGAAGCAGCCGUGCUGGGCGGCCGGGGCUGCGUGGCGGCAGCCAUCCAGGCUGGAGCUGGAAGCAAACAGUUCCCUGGAUCCCCUCCAGCAGCAGCAUGACUUCCACCUGGGGCUGGGGGUCAGGACCUGCCCUGCUGCUCCUCCUGCUGAGUGCAUAGAGCACAGCCCAUGCCAUGCUCAUCCCAGCCUAUGCCACCGGCCUCAUCUCCAGUACCUGCUGGUGCAGGUGGGAUUUCCUUCCUGAGCCAUUGGGAUCUGAGAAUCUUCCUAUCUCACCUGGUAAUGAAGUUCAGAGCAUUGUCACUAAUGAGCUUGUGCUUCUGCUCAGAAAAAUUAAGUUCAGCACCUCUCCAUAAUGUAAUUCUGUCUUUCAGACAGAAGGUAAAGUUUGUGUCGUGAUUAAAGCUUUAAAGGGCUUUUUCUAAUUGAGAGAAUGCUUCAUCAUUCAUCCCAGAACUUAAAACCAGGCUGUAUGUGCUUGCUGGGCCAGACUUCAUCUGGCUAUUAUAAUAUAUUAGGCACUUUCUUGACCAAAUUUGUGUUGGUUUUAUGGGACUGGCUAUAUUUAACAUUAUUCUUAUCACCUUCAUAACAAAAAAGCAGAAAAAUGGUGAAUAAUUACCCACCCCCAAAGCAAAUCCACUGAGCAAGGAGGUGCUGCUCUUGCCAGGAGGAUUUUUUCCCCUCAUCUUCACUAUGUACUGAAGUGGUGAAGCAUUUAGCAGGCACUACAUUUGGUGCUGACGUGUGGCUGCACACGUGCUUUUGUUGGGCUCUGGGCAGGCACAAAUCUGCAGCACCAGAUGUUGCUGGAGCCGUUCUCAUACGUAACAAAGCUCCUAAUUGCAUUGGAUGCAUUUCCAAGAGCAAGGGAAUCUGCACUCCGUGUUUAAAGGGGUAAUGCAAUAGGGGUUUCUCAUACACCUGUUCCUCUGGCUGCAAGGCAGAAAGGCUGAAGUGAUGCACUGAGAGUGUAAUCUGCAGAGUGAAAGCAAACUGCAGGAGCCUGACCUGGCUCUGCCAGCUCCCCGCAGCCUUACAGAUGUCACUGCCCCUCUCCUUUUCCUUAGGAUGCUGGGCUGGGCUGUGAUGGCCACCAAGCCUUUCCUAGUAUUCACAUUAACAAAGGGAAAUGUGUGUGUAUGAUUUUCUGAAUUAUUUCUCUCCCUCUUUGAUGUUUGUGUACACUGUGAUAGCUGUAGUUUUAGUUUGUCCAACGCUGCCUGUGUUAAGGAGGGGACGUAAACAGUGCUCUGUAUGUGUCCUCCUCUGCUCCCCUUACCAUUAGGAAGGGGGAUCACUUCCUUCCCUUUUACAGAUCUAAGCUGCUACUGAAGCCCUUUCACCACCCUUUUUGGAUCUGGUCUGCCCAUCAGCCUGACUGCUGCCUCACCUCGUUGUCCCCAGUCCUCAUUAGCACAGUCUCCAUCUGAACCUGCACACGGGUGUCUAGACCUCCUUACCUAAUUGCUCAGUGUGUCCCAUCAGCGUGGCUUGUGCUCAUCCAUCACACUGCAGACCUGCAGCUGACCAGCUCUGUAGCCCCAUUCCCAGCCCUGGGAUAUUCUUUGGGCUCUGCUGUACUGGAGGCUUUUGCUUGAUGAUCCCAUUCACUGCCCUGUGCCCUGGGGUGGUAUUUUUCUUGUGUCUCAGUUUUCACUGGAGCAGAAAUCCUGUGUACUUCUUGAGAGCCCUUCUUGCAAGCUGCCUCAUGCCUGUUGUGUUUGGGACCUCCAGGUGUCAUAAACCCUCCUUUUUUCCAUUGCUUUUCAUGAAAUCCUGAAAUCAGGACCUUGCUGCUGUCUCACAAAAGAGGCAAAAAAAGCAAACUCCAGGAGGCACAUCAGCACUUUGUACUUUUCUGCCCUAUCUGCUGAGCAGCUCCAGGUGCCAAAUGGCAGCAGCCACUCGCUCGUCCUUUCCCCUGCGUCAGAGGUCUGAUGGAGCUGCUGGGAAGUGAUUGCUCAGCAACUUCAGAGAAGUCAGGCAGUGAUUAACAAAGGCUUUUGGAGAUAGGAUGCGGGGAGGUUGGGCAGGAAAUCUGAAUGCAAGGCAAAUAUUCCCCCAUUUCCCCUCCGUUUACUGUAGUUCUGCAGCCGUGGCAGGUGGGCCAGGAGAUAGGCAGUGCCAGUUGCACAGAGGAGAACUACUGCUGCUUUUCCCCGUGGUUUUGUUUUCACUUGUUUGCUUGACCCAGUUUUUUUUUUUUAAUUCUAGCUGAAUAGAAAUGAUGUCUCAUUUGGUAUAAAGCUUGUGAGAAGUAGCUAAUAACAGGAGAAAAUGUGAUGCAAGGCCUCGUUGCUGACUGUUGGGAGGUGCCUGCUUUCAUGUGGUAAGCCCAUGGCAAAUGUCACCCAGAGCAAGAGGUAAAGGCUGAAACUUCUCCUCUCUGGUGCCAAUCUGUGCUCAGGGCAGCAGCGUGUCCCUUGUACAAGCUAGGGCUCCAACGCUGUCAUCCAGCUACAGAAAAUGAAAGGAUGAAUUCCCCGAGCAAAUGGGCAGUGGCUGCAUUGCUCUGGCCUUAGCUCUGCAAGUGAGACCUGCUGGCUCCUGCUUAAGUUACGUUCUCUAAUUCAUGCUGUCCUCAUUCCUCUGAGCCCAUCUGCUGGAUGGAGAUGAGUCAUUCGAUAAUGCUUUGAGUAGGUGAUUUGACAGGUGGCUCCCUAGAAAGCUGUCUCUGCAUAUGACGGCUCUUUCUUUGCGGUUCCUAUAUGAUAAGAUUACAACCUGAGGUCACUUUGAAGGCAUUUUGCUAGGGAAAGAGAGAAAGGGGAAAGGAAGAGGGCAGAGCAGAAGGCAGCAGGAGCACCUCUGCAUGCGUUUGCACAGGUUCAUCAAUGGUGCUUGGUCUCAGGAGGGAGUGGCUCUUCAUGUAAAAGAGAGGAACAGUAAAGGCAAGGAAGCCUAGCAAAACACUGAGGGCUGGAUACCAGAGUGAAAACACUUCUGUGAGCAGGGAGAUGGGAUGAGGUGAGUGGCAGGUGGUACUGUCAGGUCCGUAUGCCCAGAGAAGUGAGAUGAACAGCAGGGCUGAUGUUAGGAGCCAGCAGCAGUGUCUCGUGUGGAGGGGCCGGGGGGUGAGAGCUUCUCCUGCUGUCUGCCUUCCUCUGAUCUGCCCUUCUGCAGCCAAACCGAGUGUGAGAAAAGGUGGGGCGGUGUCUGUCGAGUCAUAUCCCGCUUCUGGUUUUGGUUCUGCUACUAACCUGUUCUUGACAGCAGGCAAAUCACUUCCUCUCAUUCUCUUUCCUCUUCUCUGCUUAGAGUGAUGACUUUUGGGGUGAGGAAGUCCAGCAGGUGUGAUGGAGCUGUGGCAAGACCAACAGAGCUGCUGUGGGGACUCUCAGCAUCCUUUGGCUGCUCAGAGCAUGGAGGCUUGCUAGGGAAUGUGCCUUCCUCCUUGUUACGAGAUGAUAAUUGUUCACCCCUUGUUCCACAGAAUAACACUGCUGUCUGUUUCCUUCUCUUUAAAGUAGGUCAGAAGUCGCCCAGAUUAGGAUGCACUUUGCUGUGGGUGUGCCGAUCACUGGGUAAACUGGGAUGUCUGCUACCUCUCCGCAGCACCAUUCCUUAAGACAGGAUGCCUUAUGUUUUCUAAGAAAGAGUUUGAAAGCCUCUGAGGAGGCAGAAUGUGAUCAAGGAUAAGAAGCAAAUGUGAACAGACAGACGCCAGAAAGAACUACAGGCUCACUGGGGAGAAAAGGUGUGUUUGCAGUGCCAGUGCUCCCAGUAGGCUGCUGCUGCCCUCCUGGCCCCCAGCUGAGGAUGCAGUGAGCAGCAGGGAACAGGGAUGGAGGAGAAGCGGUGUCUGCUGUCGGAUGAGCACCUUCCACUCUUGCCAUGCUCCCAAGGAUCAUGGUGGGAAGGUGACAGCUGUCACGAGAGCUUAGGGACAGCACGGGUACUUCCUAGGUGCUGGAGCAGAGUGUGUUUCAGGAAUACCUUUUGGGGUUCUCCAGCCCUGCUGCUGUCAGAUCCCACAACAGGAGAGUGCCAGCACUGUGGUUGAGGGAUUAGACCCACGUGCUGCCCAACUGUUCUAAAUAUACAUGCAGCAGCAGUGAGCCGUGUUGGCUGCGUGGAGCCGUGAGCACCCCGCUGCCUCCUCCUUUGUGAUGAUGAAGCUCUUAGUGAAGACAACCAAAAAUUACACUUAAUUCCAGGGAGCUGUGCCUUACUGAGCUAUUGCAGUGGCAGUGGCUUUAUUUAGCUCCCACGGGCACAGCUCACAGCACUGUGCUGUUGUGCACAGCCGAAACUGCUCACCAGCAAUCCCAGCACUUACAGCUGUGUUUUCCUUAACUACAUCUCUCUACCAGGUUUUUGUGUUGCACUGAAGCCCCUUUCAUCUGGGAUUCAAAACACGUACAGCACCUUUUGGGUUGGUCUGUGGGCUGUUUUCUUUUUUUUUUUUCCACUGAUCUUGCUCUUUUCUAACACAGGCAAGCAGGCAGAGCUCCUCGUCUGUUUGCUUGUCUGUGGUUUUCAUUUCUCAAAAGGGCACUUUCUGCUGAGGCAUGACGCUGGGAGGGUGGCAGGGAGGAGGGAAAAGGCUUUGGCACGUCAGUAUUGGGAAGGAUAAUGUUUUCAUUAUAGUGUGGGCAACUGCUUUGAAUGCAGUGAUUGCAUAUGUUUGAUAUGUUAUAAAUAGCACUGGCUGUUUGCUAAGGGGGAAAAAAAAUGCAAGUUUUAAAAGGAAAAAUCGGCUUUUUUCACUCUUGGUGCAUUGUGCUUGUUUGAGGAAGUUACGUCCUACAGUUGACUACCUUAAUUUCCCAAUUGAGAAUACUUGAAGGUUGAAGAGCAGUGUGUCACGCUGGGAUGUGUGAGGUCCCCAUGGGGAAGUUGCUUGUUGGCACAGCACUGACUUCAGCCUCCGGUAUCCACAGGCUGGGCAGCCAAAGACUUGCUCACCUUUAGGGCCAGUGCUGCACAUCUGCCCUCUGCAGGAUCUUGAGAUGGAAGGGCUUCACCAGCACUCCUCAGCUGCAGAAGGUUUGGAUGGUGACAUCUUCCCACUUGGCUUUGGCUCUGUUUUCAGCUGGUCAGCGAAAAGGUUGGAGGGGCAGAAGGGACCAAACUUGACGAUGACUUCAAGGAAAUGGAAAAGAAAGUGGAUUUGACCAGCAAGGCAGUUACAGAAGUAUUGACCAGAACAAUAGAAUACCUGCAGCCAAACCCAGCUUCCAGAGCCAAGCUAACCAUGCUGAACACGAUGUCGAAGAUCCGCGGGCAGGUGAAGAACCCUGGCUACCCACAGUCAGAAGGGCUGCUGGGGGAGAGCAUGAUCCGCUAUGGCAAGGAGCUGGGCGAGGACUCCAACUUUGGCGACGCGCUGCUUGAUGCUGGGGAAUCUAUGAAGCGGUUGGCUGAAGUGAAGGACUCGCUGGAUAUUGAAGUCAAACAAAAUUUUAUUGAUCCCCUCCAGAACCUGUGUGACAAAGACCUGAAAGAGAUCCAGCACCAUCUCAAGAAGCUGGAAGGCAGACGCUUGGACUUUGAUUACAAGAAGAAGCGACAGGGAAAAAUCCCUGAUGAGGAACUCCGACAGGCCAUGGAGAAAUUUGAAGAGUCCAAGGAAGUAGCAGAGACCAGUAUGCACAACCUCCUAGAAACUGAUAUCGAGCAGGUGAGCCAGCUGUCGGCCCUGGUGGAUGCUCAGCUGGACUACCACAGGCAGGCAGUGCAGAUCCUGGAUGAACUUGCAGAAAAACUCAAACGCAGAAUGAGGGAGGCAUCCUCACGUCCCAGGCGGGAAUACAAGCCCAAACCCAGGGAGACGUAUGACUUUGGAGAGAGUGACCAAUCUAACGGGGGCUUCUCUUGUACUCCUACCCCUAAAGUCUCAGCUUCCUCCUCUUUCCGAUCCGACAAGCCGUUCCGGACCUCCGUCAGGAGUAUCCCUCACCUGGACCAGCCCUGCUGCAAGGCACUCUAUGACUUCGAACCCGAGAACGAUGGUGAGCUGGGCUUCAAGGAGGGUGACAUCAUCACCCUGACCAACCAGAUCGAUGAAAACUGGUACGAGGGCAUGAUCAAUGGCCAGUCAGGCUUCUUCCCGCUCAACUACGUGGAAGUGCUGGUUCCACUACCUCAGUGAAUUGGCAUCUCUCCCCGUUCCUCUCCACUCGUGCCCCCACACAGCCCAGGGCCGAGCCUGCAUUCCACGUUUGUCCUGACAGUAGCCCUCUAGUGGGGCGGGGAGAGAAGACACGGCCAUUUCCUGUAUCAUCUCGGGGUGAGUUUGCCACCAGGGAACAAGCCAGAAGGGUCAAACAGCCCUAUCCUGGAGAAUAUGUUUUGUCUUUUUUUGUUGUUUUGUUUUGUCCUUCUGGUGCUUGAACUUAGGUACUUUAUGAAUCCUGCCAGGUUCUUCCCAGUCUGUAUGUUCAAACUGGGUCAUGGGCCUCUCCCUGUCCAGUUUUUGUCUUUCCUUUGGUCCAGUGUCCAUAUGAACCAGGUUGGCUGUGCUGGAGAGCCGGGGCGCAUGACUGAGUGUUACCCCAGGUCACCUGGGGCUGAGCAGCCCUGAGCCUCGUGGAGGGCUGAAAGCUUUGCCCCUACUUCAGCCAUGGUGUGGGCAUCUGCCCCUGAACACUACCCACCUCCCCUCAGCCCACAGCCCCCGCUCAUGCUGACACCCAACUGCUGUGGGAAGGGACUCAGCUUCCUCAGCACCCCAGAGCCGGGGCUCAGUGGAGGAAGCACGGGGCAGAGCAACACUAUGACACAGAUGGAACACUACACCAGGUCAUGGCAGUGCUGAGCCCUGCCUGGAGCUCUGUGCUGUCCUUCCCCCGCCUUGGAGAGGGGCAGAGAUGUCUGAUGCAUGGUGCUGGUUCUCUGCCCCCUCUCUGUGGCGCAGCACUGUUCAAUUCCUUUCUGCCCUGGAAGUGUUUUUAAGUUGGGCUGCUUCUGAAGUUUGGGCUUUUCCUGCUGCAGCCUCUACCUGCAGAACUGGGGGUGACUCAAGGGGCGGUUGGGCUGCAGCCCAGGGUCUGCCCGUAGAAUAUCCCAAGUUGGAAUGGACCCAUAAUGAUCGUCGAGUCCAACUCUUGGCUCCAGACAAGGGGGGCAGAUGAUGGCUCUGCCCAGGGCGAGGCAGAGCAGAUUGCAGCGUGGUCCCAUACAAGAUCCUCUCACCUGCUAGCUCUGUGCUUGUUCUCCCCAUCAGCGCCCCACAAGGCAGAGCUGCAGUCCCUCUGCUUGCUCCUUGGGGCUGCUUGCUUUGGACCAGGUUAACCCUCAUGUGCCUUUCCUGCUGCCCCUGCUCUGCCCCCCCAUCGCCCUCUGCACCCAUUGGGAGAAGCUGCUCCCUGGGCUCUGUGACCCUCAGCUUCUGCUCCCUGCAAACGCAUUCGGUGGAAAAGGCAUCUUAUGUCUCUGCACCCCUUCUGCCCUGCUCCUGGCUGCCCUGGCUGCUCCCAGCCACUUUCCCCGUACACGUUUUGGAAUGGGGCUGGGAGCUACAGUGCUCAGCAUGUCCCCAGCUCCUUGGGGAGAGAGCAUGGCACUGCCUUCUGCACCCACAGCUCCUGAGCUCCAUUCCUCGCUUUUCCAGCGUUGAUAGAAAAAUGGUUUCCCUGCUCUGGGGGCCUGGCACCUCUGCUGUAGUGUUUGGCAGGGCUCUGGCACUGCAUUUCUUGACCAGCACCCUCCUGGCCACGCGUGCAAGCCUUAGCUCCCUGCCAGCCCCACGCUGCAGCUGCUCCAUCUCCUGUUACAUUUACACAGAACCUUUUUAAUGUUUUUAACCACGCAUGUCGAUGUACGUCUGGUCCCCUGCCACACUGCGGGCUGACCCUCGUCUGGCACCUCUGCCUGACCCUCCCUCCUGGUGCAGGAUGUGGGAGCACACGUGGUUUUCUCCCCCAACUCCCAGCGGUGAAGGGGGCCGAAGGGACUGAUGGCCUCAGUGCCCUGUCCCUACCCCACUGGGGGCUGCAGCCAUGGCCCAGGGCUGCUGGCUCCUGCUCAGGUGGAUCGAGAUGAGUCUGUCAGCUGGGACAACCUGCAAGACCUUUUUUUGUAAUGGUUUGUAAAGGGGAAAAAAAAAAAAGACCCACAAAUCUCAACUUGUAUCUCUGAAUAAAAGUAUUAAAUGUUUUCUUCUUUCUAA